This is a messenger RNA of Nanorana parkeri, 2598 nucleotides long. RefSeq names its product extracellular calcium-sensing receptor-like. Gene Ontology annotation, molecular function: G protein-coupled receptor activity. The record is from RefSeq and is a predicted model, not a curated record. Gene Ontology annotation, biological process: G protein-coupled receptor signaling pathway. NCBI's taxonomy places the organism in Eukaryota, Metazoa, Chordata, Amphibia, Anura, Dicroglossidae. The transcript has 6 exons. The coding region runs from base 1 to 2598 and encodes 865 amino acids. Gene Ontology annotation, cellular component: membrane.
AUGAGAAAACUCCUGCAGGUCCUCCUCUUACUCUACUGGCUGGAUAAGGGUCAGUCUAGCCAUAGCUGCAGUCUCCAGGGCUGGCCGAUGGAAACAUUCUCACAGUCCGGGGAUAUUCUGAUUGGUGGAGUUUUUGUGGUUCAUUCAGGAAUCAAUUUCCAACAACCAACUUUCCAUAAGAGGCCAAAACCAGUUUCUUGUACAGGGUUCCACAUUCGUUACUAUCGGGAUGUUCUGGGCCUCAUGUUUGCAGUAAAUGAAAUUAACAAUUCUCCGGAGCUGCUGCCCAAUAUCACUCUUGGCUUCAGCGCAUUGGAUUCCUGUAUGUCGGAGCCUCAGGCGGUGGGAGCAGUUCUGUCCCUGCUGUCAGGACUUGGAAACUCCUUUCCUGGGUAUAACUGUCAUACAUCUUCAGCCAUGGUUGGCAUUGUAGGUGACGAGUAUUCCUUUUUAUCUAUUCCUAUUGCCCAGAUAACUGGCGUCCUUCAUUUCCCACAGAUAAGUCAUGGGGCCACUUUGUCGACUCUCAGCAAUAAAUUCUUAUUUCCAUCAUUUUUUCGCACGGUAUCCAGCAUAGAUCCGAUAAUGGCUUUUGUUGACCUCUUUGGCAGCUUUGGUUGGACUUGGGUCGGCAUGUUGAUGGCGGACGAUGAUGUUGGGCAUUACGGUGGACAAAUUAUACAAAAUAGGAUAAAAAGGAACGGAGGCUGUAUCGCUUUUUUCGAGAAGAUCCAUCUGAGUUAUUCAGACAAACAGAUGAAGAGAGUGGUGGACGUAAUUAAAAGAAGCUCCGUCAAUGUGAUUGUUCUGCACAGCCCGGACGUCCAUAUUAAGGCCCUGCUAGAUGCUUUGUUUAAUGAGGGCGCUGCUGGAAAAAUCUUCAUUGCUUCAGAUUAUUUUGGACUUUCUUCUGGAGAUUUCUCCAAGAAAGCCUUGAAGGUUCUCAAUGGGACAAUUGGACUGAUUCCACGCACUGGCACCAUGCCAGAGUUUGAGGAAUUCCUUCUAAACCUUCAUCCAACUGGCAACCCAAGUUACCCAUUUAUUAGGCCAUUUUGGGAGAAGGCUUUCAGCUGUCAGUGGACUAAUGAAGGUAGCGAGAGGCCAAAUACUCCCCAUAUAAAGGCAAAUGUGACCUGCACUGGAGAAGAAGACCUGGGAGGUAGGGUCGCCCAGUUAUUUGAAACAAAUGAUCUCAGCUACACCUAUCAUGCCUACCUGGCUGUGUAUGCCUAUGCACAUGCUCUGCAUUCACUGCUUGGCUGUAAUACUGGAUCAAAUGGGUUUUAUAAUUAUGGGACAUGUGGAAAUAUCAGUGACGCGCAACAUUGGAAGGUGAUCCGUUAUCUCAAGAAAACCAAGUUCCACUCAAAGUCUGGGCAGAUGAUGAAGUUUAAUGCCCAGGGGGACCUUCCUGCUUCCUCAGAUGUCUUGAACAUGCAGAUCCUCAAUGACAGCUUCAACCUGGUGAAAGUAGGGAUGAUUGACAUAGAAGCCACCUUGGGUGAGAAGAUCAGUGUGAACUUCAGCGCCAUCCUCUGGAACAAUCACUUUUUACAGAUGCCGAUCUCUGUCUGCAGUAACAGCUGUCGGCCUGGGUACAGGAAAGUCCCUUCGCAAGGAAGACCCAUCUGCUGCUAUGACUGCAUCCCCUGCUCUGAGGGAGAGAUGACCAAUUACACAGAUGCGGAUGAGUGUUUCAGAUGUCCCUCCGAUCAGUGGUCCAAUGAGGAUAGGGACAGGUGUAUCCCAAAGGCUGUAGAGUUCCUAUCAUAUGAUGAACCGUUGGGAAUCACUCUGGUGUUAACAGCUGUCAUCUUGUCAAUCUUCACACUCAGCAUCUUAAUUAUCUUCAUUCAGUAUCGAGAAACUCCCAUCAUCAAAGCCACCAAUAGAGAGCUGAGCUACAUCCUGCUGGUGUCUCUCAUUCUCUGCUUCCUCUGUUGCCUGGUAUUCAUUGGUCAACCGUCAACUUUUAGUUGUCUCCUAAGACAAACCUUCUUCAGUGUGGUCUUCUCCAUCAGUAUCUCCUCAGUCCUGGCCAAGACUAUUAUGGUGAUCCUUGCCUUUAAGGCCACCAGGAUAAACAGUUCAUUAAGAAAAUGGCUGGGUCCAACUAUCCCUCGUAAUGUUGUUGGGAUCUGUUCUGUUUUGCAGAUCAGCAUUUGUUCAUUUUGGCUAUACAGUUCCCCCCCUUUUCCCAUACUGAACAACAAAAGUCAAAAGAUAAUAUUUGAGUGUAAUGAAGGACAGAAAGUAUUUUUCUACAUGACUCUGGGGUUUAUGGGCUUUCUGGCCAUGAUCAGUUUUCUAGUAGCCUUCCUGGCAAGGAACCUUCCGGGAAGCUUCAACGAGGCCAAACUGAUCACCUUCAGCAUGCUGGUCUUCUGCUGUGUCUGGAUCUCCUUCAUCCCAUCCUAUCUGAGCACCAGUGGCAAGUACACCGUGGCUGUUCAAAUAUUUGCUAUCUUGGCCUCCAGCGCUGGACUGUUAAGUUGUAUAUUUCUUCCCAAAUGUUAUAUUAUCUUGCUGAGACCAGAGAGGAACAAUCGAGAUUUCAUAUCAGGCAGUAAAGAGAGAAGGAAUUGGAUUAAAUAA